Messenger RNA from Acipenser ruthenus (sterlet), 1806 nucleotides. RefSeq names its product zinc finger protein Aiolos-like. Bases 180 to 1742 code for a protein of 520 amino acids. Gene Ontology annotation, biological process: regulation of transcription by RNA polymerase II. The transcript has 8 exons. The record is from RefSeq and is a predicted model, not a curated record. Lineage: Eukaryota; Metazoa; Chordata; Actinopteri; Acipenseriformes; Acipenseridae. Gene Ontology annotation, molecular function: RNA polymerase II cis-regulatory region sequence-specific DNA binding; DNA-binding transcription factor activity.
CUUCCUGUGUCUUUAAGACGCCCGUCUCCUAGGGAUGGCGUGUGACGUCAUGCUUUGCGAUCCAAGCACGGGCGUGGAGAAGGGAGUCAGUCUCCCACCAGCUCCGCGAUCCACGGCAAAAGCGGCAAGUUUGAGAAAUUAACACGCGUUGAAAGCAGCUUGAAGUAGCAGAUGCAGGAAUGUCAGAUAAUUCACUGACAAUGGAAUCGGAUGACUUGGAGGAGCAGCUGCAGUCUACAGAGAGUCUGGAUGGUCCCACGGACUUCUCAUCUCAGCGACCCCUGGACAAAACCCACACCUCUGACACCGAGAAAGCGCCAAAGGAAUAUGUGGUUCAGCCCUCAGCUGACACGGAUCAAGUUGAAGUUCAAGUGAAAAACGAGCAAGAUGAAGAUUACUCCAGGAUGGAGGAGGAGGAAGGUCGAGAAGCAGCCGAGAUGAUGCACUAUACAGAGUAUAACGACUACGACGGAGCGCAGAACCAAGCCAGUCCGUACGCAGGUUCCAGGGCGUCUAACGGGAAACUGAGCUGCGACAUCUGCGGGCUUGCCUGCGUGAGCCUCAACGUCUUACUGGUGCACAAACGCAGCCACACUGGAGAACGCCCUUUCCACUGCACCCAAUGUGGAGCUUCGUUCACACAGAAGGGCAAUCUGCUGCGUCACAUCAAGCUUCACUCCGGGGAGAAACCCUUUAAGUGUCACAUGUGCAGCUACGCCUGUCGCAGACGGGACGCCCUGAGCGGUCACCUCCGCACCCACUCAGUGGAAAAGCCGUACAAAUGCAAUCACUGCGGACGGAGCUACAAGCAACGCAGCUCACUGGAAGAACACAAAGAACGCUGUCACGUGUACAUGCAAAGCAAAGGACUCGAGGACAGAGCUUCUGAAGAUGUGAGACCCGCUAAAACUCAGAUGGGCGCAGAAAGAACGCUGGUGCUGGAUAGAUUGGCGAGCAGCGUGGCGAAGAGAAAGAGUUCCAUGCCGCAGAAAUUCAUUGGUGACAAACGUCUCUGCCUAGACAUCAACUACAGCAACAGCCUGAUGUACAGCAAGGAGAGCGAGCUGAUCCAAAGGGGCAUGAUGGAGCAGGCCAGGGGCUACAUGGGUGCCGAGAGCAUGCGACCCUUGAUCCAGACCCCUCCGACAGGCCCCCCUCCUCCCGAGAUGGUCCCUGUAAUCAGCAGCGUCUUCCCCCUCUCCCUCACCCGCUCCGACAUGAACGGCCAUGAAUCCGAGGGCGGGAGCCACCAGCAUCCGCGGGUCAAACGACAGUCUUCCAACAGGGGCCCGUCUCCCAGCAACAGCGGGCAGGAAUCCCCCGAAGCAGACAGCAACCCCCAGGAGGAGCGAGGGCAGGGGCACGGCGUCUACAACCUGGGUCACAUGCUCCUGGCCCGACCCCGGAACGGGCUGCACCACCCCCACCCCCACCUCCACCCGCACCCGCACCCCCACCACCACCUCAAAGACCUGCCCCCCCGACCCUUCGAAGCCGGCAGGCCCCCCCUGUCACCCCACGAUGUUUUCAGGGUGAUCGGCGGGGAGGGGGAGGCUGUCCCUGCUUUCCGUUGCGAGCACUGCCACGUCCUGUUCCUCGACUACGUCAUGUUCACCAUCCACAUGGGCUGCCACGGCUUCAGGGACCCUUUCGAGUGCAACGUGUGUGGAUACCGGAGCCCGGACAGAUACGAGUUCUCGUCGCACAUAGCGCGCGGGGAGCACCGCUUCAUAAACAAAUGAGUUUUUUUGACGCGUGCUUGUCUUUGUUUUGUAAAGUAUCAUUGCUUUUUUUUUUUUUUAUUGU